This is a messenger RNA of Otolemur garnettii (small-eared galago), 432 nucleotides long. RefSeq names its product transmembrane protein 258. The transcript has a single exon. The record is from RefSeq and is a predicted model, not a curated record. Gene Ontology annotation, cellular component: membrane-bounded organelle. Gene Ontology annotation, biological process: protein N-linked glycosylation. Bases 36 to 275 code for a protein of 79 amino acids. NCBI's taxonomy places the organism in Eukaryota, Metazoa, Chordata, Mammalia, Primates, Galagidae.
GUCGCGGAGUGGCGGCUUACCCUGUGCGGGGCAAAAUGGAGCUCGAGGCCAUGAGCAGAUAUACCAGCCCAGUGAACCCAGCUGUCUUCCCUCAUCUGACUGUGGUACUUUUGGCCAUUGGCAUGUUCUUCACCGCCUGGUUCUUCGUCUAUGAGGUCACUUCUACCAAGUACACUCGAGAUAUCUACAAAGAGCUUCUCAUCUCCUUGGUGGCCUCGCUCUUUAUGGGCUUUGGAGUCCUCUUCUUGCUGCUCUGGGUCGGCAUCUACGUGUGAGCUCCUGAGGGUACCACUCAGGCGGCUUCACUGAAUCUCUGCUUUUGUAAAUUAAUUUUUUUUUUUUUUUUUUUUACUAUUGCUGGAAGUGUCCCAUCUGCUGCUCACAAUAAAGGCAGAUGUGUGACAGUCUUAAAAAAAAAAAAAAAAAGAAAAA